UAUUUAACUUCCUCUUAUUGGUGAAAUUGGUGAAUUCAGUGAUGACACUUUUGAGAUUUAAAAUGUCGAACAAUAUUUUUAUUAUUGCAACAAUGCUUCUUCUUUUUCGCGGAUUUCAACGGACUCAAGCUGACGUAGAAUAUUACAUUUCACGAAAUACUUCUACAUGGGAAGCUGCUUCAAAGGAAUGUAACCUUGCAACACCCCCAAUAGAUUUUAUCAAUCUUUCAUUGAAUAUUUCAAAUAUAGAAAUAACCGAGGAUUUAUGGGUUGGAUAUUAUGUUGCGUCACUGGAUAUUGAAUUUGUAGGAUGUGUGCACGAGGCAGCCAGUCAUAAAAUAUCACCAUACAGUGGGAAUAGCGUGGUUAGAUGUUUUUCUUCUUGUGAUAGCGCCCCUUAUUUCGGAUUGAGCUCUACACGUUGUUUCUGUUUUAACACAAGACCAAAAAAUAAUUCCCGAGAUCUUGUUUGUGAAAUAGACUGUAAAGGACACAGGUGCAGUCCGUGUGAAAGAAAUGGUUAUAUGACAUUGUACAAAAUUUACAAUGGUGAUGCUAAUAUUCAAUUCAUAAAAAGAAAAGAAACAUUUUACGAGGUGUUGCGAAGGAUGUGUCCGUCCGGAUUUGAAAAAGGCGAAACAUCAAGCAUAAAACAAGUAGUUCAGAGGACUUUCGCAAUUUUUAAAUACAACGGAACAACAGCCGGGAUAAAUCCGAUAAAAAUACCAACUUUUGGCUAUGUAAAUGUGUCAAAGGAUCAAAAACUGCUCAAUUUUAGAUCUUCUUCGCAAAUACUGAGAGCACUUUGCGUUAAAGGUUCUGAAGCAAAAACAACUGAAGGAGACCAUUCAAGUAUAUAUAUUGGUGUGUCAAUCGCUGUAGCAGUAGGUGUCACAUCUCUUGCUGUUUCGUUCGUAGUUAUCCUUAAACGAAGGAAUAGAAUACCAAAGUUUUGCAUGAAUGAUGAGUCUAUUAAACCCAUCAAAGAGCUGGAAAGUACACAAAAAGAAGGGACAUCACAUCGUGGAAUAGAUAGUAUCGGUCAUAUGAAUCCUGCCUUUAACAAAUCGGAAUAUAUGAAUACAUGGAAUGUAGACACUGCAGACGACAAUUAUGAUUCUUCACAUUAUUCUUCAAUAGUAGAAGAGCCACGGGGUAAAGUUAAUCAACCGAUUGAAAGCCAAAGUGUGAAGAUACCAGAUGUACAACAGUUACAUGCCAAAAUGGAAUCUAAUAUAACAGAUCAAAAUGCUAAAGGGAGUGAUAAAGACGGUAGUCCAUCCCCUCAUUAUUUUAUACUUGAGAAGAUUGAAAAGGAAGCUGAUGAUCCAGUCUCGACAAAAGACUUAACAAGAAUUGAACAACAGUCAAUGGAAAAGGAUAAUGAACGCAACGUUUAUAACACAUUAAAUGAAGCGAAAAUAGAAAUGUCUGAUAAUGUUUAUGAUAUAACAGAGAGGACAGCAAACAAAAGCGAUACAACGUACGACACUACGGGAACUGCAUCAAGUCAAAGAAGAGAGCCAGAGGCUAACUAUAAUAGCGUAGUUAUUGGUGAUGAUGAAUAUAGUCACACUGGUAGAGAUCAAAUUAAAUAUUCUAAAACGGACAAUGUUUAUGGGAUGCAAGAUCAGCAAGGAAUACAUGUGCAACAGUUUGACAAAGAAGAUCUAGAAAAUUCAGAGACAUACAAUCAUUUGAACAUGACGAAGUUUAAUAAAAACAAAACAGACAAUUUGUAUGGUUUUAGCAAAGAUUGAAAAAUCGAAAACAUUAAUUUAAAUUUAUUGUUUAUUUUACUAUAUAUAUGUAAAUCAGCCAUUUUCCCGUGGUUAUGUAUUUUGACACUGUUAAUGGUUACGCAUUUAAUUUGAAUUCUAAUUCAAUAAAUUACAUGUAUUUAUCAAACAGAUUUAUGCUGUAAAAAUGAAACUGCGUUUUGGAAGCACGUUUAAGUCUCGUUUGUUUUCAGGAGAAGAAUGCAUACAUAAAAAUUAUAGCAUUUACGUAGAUAAUAGAUGACAUAUGUUUGUAAUUAUAAAUAGGGAAAUAGAGAAUAGAAGAUUUAAACCAUUUAAUGAAGUAUAGAAGCUCAAUCACAUAAAGAUAUACAAAAAAAGAAAAAAAGAGUAAAUAAACUGAUCUGGUAGUUUUUCUCUAUGCAUGUAUUAUUUUGGAUAUUAAAAAAAUUAUAUUAAAUAAUAUUUUCUUAUUUCUAAAGGGUUUUCGAAGAAACGUCACUUUCUUGUACAAAAGUAAAUUAGAAUUUAAUAUUUGACUUCGACAGUAAAGGUCAUUUAUCAAGGACAAACUUCUAUCAUUCAACAUGCUGGGGUUUCUUUUAAUUAAAUUUAUCCAUAACAAUAAACAACAAGGUUGUCGCAAUUUAAGGGUAGAGUGAAAAGCAUGACGGUCAAUUAGGCCAGUCAAACUAGAAUAUUACAACAUAUCAGUGUUGCAAUGAGUGUUGUUGUUGUUGUUGUUG
Molecule: messenger RNA, 2485 nt
Organism: Ruditapes philippinarum (Manila clam)
Lineage: Eukaryota; Metazoa; Mollusca; Bivalvia; Venerida; Veneridae
Exons: 9
Coding region: 42-1760 (572 amino acids)
Source: RefSeq, a predicted model, not a curated record